This is a messenger RNA of Zymoseptoria tritici IPO323, 1568 nucleotides long. RefSeq lists its product as uncharacterized. Gene Ontology annotation, biological process: protein insertion into mitochondrial outer membrane. NCBI's taxonomy places the organism in Eukaryota, Fungi, Ascomycota, Dothideomycetes, Mycosphaerellales, Mycosphaerellaceae. The record is from RefSeq and is a predicted model, not a curated record. Bases 21 to 1568 code for a protein of 515 amino acids. Gene Ontology annotation, cellular component: SAM complex; outer membrane. The transcript is spliced from 2 exons.
CUUUGUUGCAUAAAUGAUAAAUGGCCGACUCUUCCUCACUGGAGGGCAGCGUCUUCGAGAAGCUGCGGAAACCGAUCGAGCCAUCAAUCCUCGAAGAUCGCGAAAAGAACCUCAGCCAACGCAUCCAUGCCUUCAACCUCAAGGCCGAGCAGCGACAAAAUGAGCUCCUCUCAAUCAACUCCACCGCUCCCGUGACAAUCUCCUCCAUCCGCGUGCUGCACGCCACCCACACGCGGCACGGCUUCCUCGAACGAAUCUUCAACCCAGUCCUCUCGCACAAUCGCCAGAAUGCCGAGUACUACACCCUCCGCGAGGCGCUGAGCGAAAUCUCCGGCGCCGUCGACCGACUGAACCGGCUGGACAUCUUCCAGCAGCCCAUUUCCACCUACAUCGACCGCGCCGAACCGACCGAUCCCAGCACAUCACCCACCGACCACGCCGUGUACAUCACCGCCAAAGAACGAGGCCGAUAUACCAUCAAGACUGGCACCGAAGCCGGCAGCUCAGAAGGGAGUGCAUACCUGAAUGUCGUACUGCGGAAUUUAUUCGGAGGUGGAGAAAGGCUGAACGGAAAUGCCAGUCUGGGUACAAGAACACGGAAUGCAUACAGUGCGACGUUUGAUACUCCCAUACUAUCCAAUCCGGAUCUGAGACUGGAAAUCGGAGCGCUGAAGUCGAGCACCAUCAAGCCGUUCGCGUCGCAUGAGGAGGUGCUACGGGGAGGUCAGGGUCGAUUCUUAUGGCAGACUUCUCCUACCAGCCGGCACGACUUUGCGUACAGUGGAUUUUGGCGGCAGGUGACGGGUCUGGCGGAGACUGCUUCCCCGACUGUUCGUGCCGACGCGGGAGACAGCUUCAAGUCAAGUUUGUCUCAUACAUGGACACGGGACUCGAGAGAUGUUCCGAUGCUGCCUUCUAGGGGUUACCUGUUGAAGAGUGUUACCGAGGUCGCCGGGUUUGGGCCCCUCCAAGGAGAUGUCGCUUUCGCCAAGCUCGAGCUUGAGUCGCAAGCCGCUGUCCCAGUCCCAAUCCCCGGAGUAGAGGGCGACAGCGGCGUCUCGUUCACCGCUGGCCUUCGAGGUGGAAUCCUCUGCCCGCUGACCCUCCAAGGACAGGCCACACCCAAGCCCAGCCGUCUCAAUGAUCGCUUCCAACUAGGAGGACCAACCGACGUCCGUGGCUUUCGUCUGGCCGGACUGGGUCCACGAGAUGGUCAAGACGCGGUAGGCGGCGACGUCUACGCCGCAGGCGGUGCGUCAAUCCUAUUCCCGCUUCCACGGGUGGGCAGAGAAACACCCCUCCGAUUGCAGGCAUUCAUCAACGGUGGUCGUCUACUAGCGCUGCGAGAUGCGAGGCAAGGCGAUGGGAAGGGCGAUGUUGGCAGAAGCGUGUCACAAACUUUGAGUGACCUUACUGGCAGUCUUCCCAGUGCUGCGGCGGGUUUCGGGUUGGUGUAUGCGCAUCCGGCCGCGAGGGUGGAGGUUAAUUUCAGUUUGCCGCUGGUUAUACGGAAGGGAGAGGAGGGGAGGAAGGGGUUGAGUUUUGGGAUUGGGUUGAGCUUUCUCUGA